GAGGGGAAGUCCCGCCCCGACCGCCCGUACCCGGCGCUGCCGUCCCUCCCUCGGUCCGCGGAAGGCGGGAAGCGGUGCCGGCGAUGGGCGACAUCCACGAGGUGCCGCGGCCGCGCAUCGGCACGGGGCAGCUGGCGCAGCACAUCGGGCAGCCCGUCUGCUUCGUGGGGCGCGUCGAGAAGAUUCAUCCUAGUGGGAAGCUUGUCGUGCUUUCGGAUGGACUCGGCAAGCAUACGACUGUGGAGCUGAGCGAGCCUCUGGAUGAGGAGAUUUCAGGGGUUAUUGAAGUGGUGGGAAGAGUAACAAAUCAGGCAACCAUCAUGUGUGCAUCAUAUGUCCAGUUCAGAGAAGAUAAAAGUUUAUUUGAUCUGGAACUCUACAAUGAAGCACUAAAAAUUAUUCAUGAAUUCCCUGAAUACUUCCCGUUUGGUACUGGGAGGAACACUUGAUUUUUAUUAGCAUAUAUUUAGAGCUUCUAACAGUACUGUGGUUUCUUGCCUGACAGCAUGGUAACAGUUGCAUUUAUUUUCAACAAAUAUACUGAAAAGACACUGUUACAUGUGCUAAGUAUUGCCUAUGAAGAGUAUUUUCUUUGCAAAUGUAUUUAUUCAGCAAGGAGAACACUUUGUGAGUGUCUCACUCACUGUAUAUAUUUAACCCUUUUGCAUCUAUGAGGAGUGUUCUGCAAGAUUAGACUUGUCAGAAACUGAAAUCUUAUAAGCAUCCUUUUCUACUUGUUAGAGGGUCUAGGAUACAUUACAGGAAACUUGUAUGGAAAAAAAUUGGUGGGGUUUUAAUAUAAAGAUUUUUGCUUUAAUUUGCUUUGAUACAAAUUUGUUGAAUGGGGGGGUAUUUUGCAUCUUGAAAAUUUAUCUUCAAUAAAAAAGAUUCACUACAUUUAACUGUUCAUGUCAGCAUUAAAUGUUAAGAGUGCUAUUUUCAGUGA
This is a messenger RNA of Corvus hawaiiensis (hawaiian crow), 946 nucleotides long. RefSeq names its product replication protein A3 (gene RPA3). Gene Ontology annotation, molecular function: damaged DNA binding; single-stranded DNA binding. NCBI's taxonomy places the organism in Eukaryota, Metazoa, Chordata, Aves, Passeriformes, Corvidae. Bases 84 to 449 code for a protein of 121 amino acids. The record is from RefSeq and is a predicted model, not a curated record. The transcript is spliced from 4 exons. Gene Ontology annotation, cellular component: site of double-strand break; DNA replication factor A complex; nucleus. Gene Ontology annotation, biological process: nucleotide-excision repair; base-excision repair; mismatch repair.